CCAUUUGAUGCAUUAUGGAUGUGUCUGUUUUCCAAAUUGGGAGAACUGUGCGUCGAUUCUCGGCCAGCAGUGAGAAAAAGUGCCGGGCAGACGCUUUUCUCCACCAUCUCAGCUCAUGGUAGUCUGCUUCAAAAAUCAACAUGGUCUAAAGUUCUUUGGCAGGUGCUGUUUCCCUUACUGGAGAAUGUUCAAUCGUUAUCUAGCAGUGCCUCCUCCACUAAAGAUGAACAGACAACUGGUAAUAUUCUGAUACACCAUUCUCGAGACACAGCUGAGAAACAAUGGGCAGAAACAAGAGUUCUCUCCCUUGCUGGUGUAGCUCGUACCUUCAAUUCUAAACGCAAAAUACUACAGCAAAUAGGUGACUUUCCCAGAGCGUGGUCAUUAUUAUUAGAACAUAUAGAAAACUCAGCAUUAUGCCUCAGUGCCGAAGUCUCUCUCGCUGCUCUGAAAAGUUUUCAAGAAAUUUUACAAAUCAGUCGAGAAUCAAAAUCAGACGAUCCUAAGAUUUAUCUGGAAGCACCAUCUGGUGAAGAGAUCAACAGAACAGGGGAGACAAUCAAAUCAGCUACAACAAAACCUACACCAAAACAGGAAGUCUCAGAUGUGGAUAUUGCAUUAUGGUCUAUGGCUUGGAAAGUGUGGUUAAAUAUAGGAACAAAUGCGACGAAGCCACCAAAUGAUUCGAACAAAGUCUACGUACCAUCUCAGAACUUUUUAACCGCCCUUAUUCAAACUUUUCCCUCGUUGUUCCAACACAUAAAGCCACGUUUUGUGGCAGCAGAUCUUACAAAAUUAUCCAAUGUGUUAUUUAGUUCACUGUCUGUACCAGUCCAUGGUGAUGCCUCCCCCUUCAUUAUACCUACGUUCCCUGAAGUUACUAUAACACCCCUACAAGAUGCUACCCUACAAGCUAUGGAGGUCCUUAUUCAGGCUCUGAGAGAAGGUGAAGAAUCUAUGAAUUUGAUGUAUCCCCAUAUAUUUGAUCAAUUAUUAACCUAUAGUAAAUUUGGUGUCCAGGCUCCCAAAUAUGGUCACCUAGAAACCAAAGUAUUUGGUACUGUUAAAGGUCCACAGGUUGAUUGGGUAACGAUGAAUUUCGUCCCGUUUAGUGAGAGAACUAUUGAGAUGGUAGUUGAUCUGUAUUCAACCUCAGCCAAUCAUAGCUCUGUUAUUAAAGCACAUGUCUUACAGAAUAUCAUUAAGACUUUCCGUAUACCAUUGAGUUUGAAGUAUAGUUGUCCGUCACCAUCAACAUGGAAGCUGGUGAUCAAUUCCCUGUUUACAGUAUUAGAUAUUGGUUUACCUGUUGCUAGGAAACACGAAUCAUCUGGAAUGUGGAGUGAACUGUCUCUAACUUUUGAAGAAUUUCUCUUCACAAAACAUCCAUCACCACCAACAUUAACUGUAGAAGAAUUUCAACGUGAUGAAGCCAUUGAUUGUAAGGUUGUCUGUGUAAUCAGAGAUGAUAUCUUACCAUACGCUGGCAACUUGCCAAAAGAUUUCAUCGUCAAGAUCAUGGAGAUUUUAAAUAAAGGUUCGAUACAUUCGGCAACCUCAGACACAUUUAUAGUAUUUUCUGCCCCCUCGUAUCAUAGUAUAGAUACUGAAUCCAGUCGUAAAUUACGUGAAGAGUUUGCUAAAACCUGUUUUGAGACGCUACUUCAAUUCUCGUUUAUAAAUCAAGAUAAAGAGGGGGAGGGGGCAAUAACUAAAAUAGCUGUAUUAUCAUUAUUACAACGCUGUCAAGAUGUCGUCAAGAAAUAUGUCGAUGAUGAAAGAUUGAGUGGAAAAUGUCCUCUUCCAAGACCCAGAAUGGCUGAAAUGUCUUCAGUUUUAAAAGCAAUUUCAACUUUACUUGGUUCACUAAAAAGGGCACCCAAAAAUAAUGUGGAGGCUGGUGUAUGGAAGCAAGUGAUAAACUUAUAUCCAUAUUUAGUAGAGUGUACGACCACAUCAAGUCCUCAUGUUUGUAAGGCCUUAAAAGAUGCCCUUCAUGAAUAUAAAGACUUGUUAUCUGCCCCUGGCAGUGGAAUACCCAAUGGAAAAUGAAUGUGUGAUCUGGAAUAAAAUGUUUAUCACCUGACUGAGAGUUUUAAUAAAAAUAAUAAACUUUUAUCAUACAGGUUAUAUUAUAUUAUCUUUCUGAACACAAUUAGGCAUGUUAAAUUUGAAAUGAUGUAAACAGUUCUCAUUGUAUUCAAAUGAAGAGAAAUUUGCUUGUUGUACUCAACAAAUUCCUGGUCAAACUUGUAUCUCUGUAUUUAAAAAUAUUAUUGUAUAUACAAAAACAUGGCAUGUAGAUUUUCUAUGUAAUAUAAAGUUGAAUUUGUUUGUGGGAUAAAUUUUAAAAUCUAUUAAAUUAAAGUCAGAUAUAUACUCAUAA
Lottia gigantea (owl limpet) is the source of this 2386-nucleotide messenger RNA. RefSeq lists its product as hypothetical. Lineage: Eukaryota; Metazoa; Mollusca; Gastropoda; Lottiidae. The record is from RefSeq and is a predicted model, not a curated record. The transcript is spliced from 13 exons. Bases 19 to 2052 code for a protein of 677 amino acids.